Molecule: messenger RNA, 2233 nt
Organism: Planococcus citri (citrus mealybug)
Lineage: Eukaryota; Metazoa; Arthropoda; Insecta; Hemiptera; Pseudococcidae
Exons: 9
Coding region: 1293-2168 (291 amino acids)
Biological process (GO): monoatomic ion transport
Cellular component (GO): membrane
Molecular function (GO): extracellular ligand-gated monoatomic ion channel activity
Source: RefSeq, a predicted model, not a curated record
GUCAAAAAAUAAUUGAAAAAAAUAAUCACACUAUUGAGUUGUCUGACUCAUUGCAAAACUGCCCAAAACCAUUUACAGUCAAUUCGGAGUUUUGACUUUCUGACCGAAGGUGAAACACUCCCUCACCACGCACUCUUAUUCGGCACGCCUGUGAUACCUAGGUGCUGAAUUUUUGUUUUCAUUCUAUUGACUAAAUUUUUUUGAAAACUAGAAAAUCCAAAAAAAAAAUCCGUUUGAGGCUGCAGAACGGUUUGAAACCACCACCAAUCGACUUAGGACGUCGAAAGUAGGUUAAAAAUUGAAUUCCACUGUUGAUUUUUUUUUUUCAUGAAAAAUGAAUGAUGGGUCUCUAAAAUUUGUUAAAUUUCCCAAAAAUUGACAAAUGAAUUUGAAAGAACAAUUUGCGUAAGAAAAGAUUCAUUCGCGAACGAAUUGUAUAAUUCAAUAAUUCAUGAAUCAAUUCGUUCGCGAAGAAGACGUCACUUGAACGAAUCGAUUCGUUCACGAAUGAUUCGCCAAAUAUUAUUCAAUUCGUUCGCGAAUGAUUCGAUUCGAUUCGCUUGAAAACAGGUCAGUUCCUAAUUCUAAUACAUAGUACAAGAGUUUCACAAAAACUGAAAACCGAAUCAAUAUUUUGUUUUCGAAUCAUUCACUUGAAAAGUGCAUCGAUUGGUUCGUAAACGAUUUAUAUUUAACGAAAAGUCGGUCUUUUCACGCUUAAUGCGUGAGUGUUUUUUUUAAAAAUUGAAUGCGUGUCUUAUGAGUUGAAUACCUAGUGUAACCAUAUUUCGUAUAAAAAUAUGACGGGAUAGAAAAAUAAAUUACCGAGUAGAAACAUUUAAAUAUUGUACAUUAUAUGCUAUUAAUUUUUUUGUUUAUAUUUUUUAUUGGAAAUAAUUACUUAGUUUAACAUUUUUUCUGUUUUUAUUUCUCGUAGGACGUGCCAUAUGACAUCCCAUCAGCUUAACAACGAAGAAGAUGAGUAUUUUUCCCAAAGGCAGGCGAUAAGAUAGGCAACUCUUUUGUCAGAUUCAAAACGUUGUUAGGAGACUGGCUGGCGGUAGCAAUGAAACUCGACUCCGAUGUUAUUUAAAUUCCAACUUCGACUUACUUUCACCUCCACCUCAUGCACAGUCUGCUAUUACAACUAUAGCAGAAAUGGUUAUGGCAUACGUUGAUUUGGAUAUCGAAGAUGGAGUCCUUCUAUUGAUCGGGAGAAUACUUUUGCAGUGGGAUGAUAAGCGAACAGCCUGGGACGAAAAGAAAUUUGGAGGUAUUUUUUUUUUGAAAAUAUGAAAGCUGAUUCGGUGUGGAGGCCGAGUAUAACAUUGAACAAUAAUUUGUUCGUAGAUUCCAGGUACAACAAUUCUUUCGGAGCAGGCCACUUGAUAAUUCAGUCAGAUGGCUUCUUGCAUUGGGUGUCAACAGUGAAUUUAUACACGAGGUGUGAAAUAAGCUCUAGUAGUUGGCCAUGGGAUCCGCACAAGUGUAUCCUUAAUUUCACAAUUGAUACACCAGAAAUGUAUGUCACUUUUGGCAAGUACUUGGAACGUUUCCCCGGAGUGGCAUCGUUAUGGACUAUCACUGAUGUCAAAAAAGAAAUGGCUUUUCCCCACUUGAUAGUUGAGCUGACCUUAAAAAUGAAAAGUCGUUCCUUGCAAGUUGUGUCGUGUUUGACACUUAUAGCUGUUAGUUUGGUGCUUCUUACAUCGUUUCUGAUAUCGCCAGUAAGCAGGAUCAAACUGGCAUCGAAAGUAUUAUCUCUGCUAAUGCUGGUCAUUUCCCUUGUUAUUUUGAUGAAUUUAAUUCCCAAUUUCACCGUAAUAGCUCCUAAUUUCUUGAUCGCAUUUGGCACGAUAUUUUCAAUGGUGGGAAUAUCCAGCUGUAUCACUGCCUUCCUACUAAGAUUAGCUAGGAAAUCGCACACAUAUCAUCCAUCGUUGAUCACGGAAGUUGGAAAUUUGAAAGAAAACAAUCGUGAAAAUGAAGCGAUGAAAAUGGUAUCGUUUGAAGACGUUACACCCUGUGAGGACGAAUGCACAAUUGAGGAGUCACUGUCACAAAAAUCUGAAAACGAAUGGUUGAGAAUUGCUCUAGUUAUCGAGUAUUUAUUAUUCACGAUUUGUGCGAUUCUUCUUAUAUUUCUUACCAUAAGUUUUAUGACCUAAAAUAGCACAAAUACUUUUCGUAUCGAUUUGAUUAUAAUUUAAAACAUUAUACGAGUAGAUUGAAU